This is a messenger RNA of Spirometra erinaceieuropaei, 6554 nucleotides long. Lineage: Eukaryota; Metazoa; Platyhelminthes; Cestoda; Diphyllobothriidea; Diphyllobothriidae. The record is from the annotation of a GenBank genome assembly.
AUGUCGGGUGAGGUUGUCAGCUCUAACCCUUACAGUCGUCUGAUGGCAUUACAAAAGAUGGGAAUUGUGGAAAAUUACGCUCAGUACGUUGUGUUCCUUUCCUCAUUUUUUGUCUUUUGCUUUUACAGCCCUGCUUAUUUAAAUGGGUUGAUUGGGAACAGGAAUUAAGAGCCUUUCUCACAUCAUCUCGCGCGUAGCCAACUGGCGCAGUGUAUGACGCGCUACUGUCCUCACCUCUUUGGUAUUUUGCGACACUGCUAAGCGACUCGAUCUCCACGUCAUCGAACACAUUCUCCAAACAUAACCAUAAGAUCUUUUAUCUCCCAACACUUGCACCUUUUCGUCUAUCACUUUUCUUACCUUUCGUUUAUGUCGAUCAUUCCUUGUAGGAUAAGAGAAAAGAUUGUUGCUGUUGUUGGUGUAGGAGGCGUUGGCUCGGUCGCAUCGGAAAUGCUCACACGUUGUGGCAUUGGUCGUUUGAUCCUUUUCGACUACGACAAAGUGGAAUUGGCAAAUAUGAACAGACUCUUCUUCCAGGUAUUAUUACCGUCUCAUGUAUUGUUUAGUGUUAGACCAAUUCUACGCUCGACUGAUGAUAGGUUUCAACUUUUAUUUGUUCAGUUGUAGUUAUUCCAGGCUACUAAAAAUUCGACUCUUAUUUGACCAGGUAUACCCACAUCUUCCAUAAGUCUCUGACACUUGAGAGUACGCUCGUCAAGCGCACGCGUGCGGGCGUGUGUGCCCACUAAUAUUUUCUAUAACAGCCUAUACAUCAGUAGGGUUGUUAAUCGUGGUGAAUUGGAACAUCGCGUCGUUGCGUUAAGUUCACAGGCUUAGCCAGUUGCAGCGUCCUGCCCAUAAGCAACGGUUACCUGACACUCAGAUAGAGAUGAACAACGGCGUACAGAUGAUAACAGAGGUGCAAAAUAUAGUAGACUACGGAUCAGCGACAACAAAUUAUUUAAACGUAACAGGCAGUAGAUGAAGCGUUCGCCCGUCGGUUGCCCUAAUACUGUUGGUAAAAACUUAGAAAGGCGAAGGCGGUGGAAUCAGUUUUUAACUAAUUUCUAUAAAGAUUGUGCGUAGUGCUGGGCCGUGAGGCAGAUUGUAUCGUGGGUAACGCGUCUGCUAUCACGUGCGCAAGCCUGCAGUUCGGUCUCCCUUGCAGCACUGCGGAUCUUCUGAACGCAUGAGCGGUGUCCCGCGUCUAUGCAGAAAAUUCUCUUUGUAAAAAUCCCGAAUUUUGGAGUUCAGACCGGCUGAUCUAACGUCAUCCGGUAGGGGUUUCGUCGAUGGCCGCGUUUGUAGUAGUUUUUGGCUAUGGUUCCCCUCUUCCCUAUGACGUUAACGCCACCCCCCUCCCCCCAGCAAGUCCAACCGGGUUGCGCAGACCAUGGCUUCUCGGACGCCCGAAAACCUGGUUGAAUCGCGGUCAACAGAGAGUUGUUGCAUGUGGAGAUUUCCUGGAGGUAUAACUUCGUGCAGUUUCUAGAUUCUAAGGUCGACGUCACCAUCGGGCCUUCCUUCACACAGUUUUAGUAUUUCUGGAUUGUGCCUGGCGACGGCCUAAGCCUCUUAGGAGGAUAGGCACCAUAGACCAUGCAGUACCGCUAUUGUUUAUGACCCUUUUAUAGGUGGUCCAUUUGCAACAUUGACCCUUAGCCACUCUGAAGGUAUUUGCCCUGCGUGGCUCGCUUGCAAUGUAGCCAACCUUACUAAAGACUGUUCCACUAUCUGCCAGCCGAUGACGCUUCAGAUGUCCCAGUUUUAGGCCAACAGUCAGACUUGUUUUAGGCUAUCAGUUGGCUAAUUUCUUCUGAUUUCGUCUUUACCCCGUCGCUCGAGAGGAAGUUAGACCACAUGAUAGCAGAAGCUAAUCACUCUCCGAAGAGCUGUACUCAGGGUAAAUGAUCGUGGAAGAUUUGAGGCGACUAUUUUCAUCCUUAAGGUUGUCUUCACUUGUCCGCACUUGGAAUAGGGUCUGUCUUUUUGAUGUCGUCAUUACUUCCGUAACUCCCAACUCUCACAAGUAUUCACUGUUUUCAUCUGCCGUAGCUGUUUGCGGAUUAAGGAGACGCUGCUGGGGAAAGACGAACGUGUUGUAACUCUGUACUAUCCCAUCAACUGAUGACUAAAACCCAAUUUUGUAGAAGCAUUGGGUUAGAUAUAUCUGGCGGACGACGACUAGUAAGGCGGAAAUGGCCAUCUCUGUAUUCCCUGUCUUCUUCAGUGUUCCUUUCCCCAUAACACCUUACUUUACCCUCUUUGUAGCCUCACCAAGCAGGACUGAGUAAGGUGGAGGCAGCGGCUGCCACACUACGCUCCAUCAAUCCGGACGUGAAGAUCCAGGUUUACAACUACGACAUUACCCUGGUGGAAAACUACGAAAACUUUUUAAACGUCCUCAGGGGCAAGGAGAACGCAUCUGGGCCAGUCGACUUGGUGCUCAGUUGUGUUGACAAUUUCGAGGCUCGUAUGACCAUCAACAAGGCUUGCAACGAGCUCAAUCAGGUGUGCUUACCAUCUGUUUUCUCUUAGCGGGUCAUUUUAGAGUCGAGAUUAUCUAUCUGACUUAUAUUCGGUGAAUAUAGGUACCUCUCUUGCGUGGACCCGUCAACUAUUGGAUUAACUGUGGGCCAUUCGUUAACCAACAUCGGGGCCAAGAAUGGCUACCGGUGAUACCCAAUUAAUGUGAGAGCUGAUGACCAACUUCAUCCCCACCCUUACGUCUUCAGCAGAAGGCUUGACUCGCAAUAGCAGUAGUUGCCUACUAUCUUGAGAGCCUUACCGCGUUUACUGUGACCGGGCAGAUAUCUUCCCCCCUCAAAACUGUAGCCAGUAGUCUUUUCUGGGAGAAUUAAUUCUAAAUCCCACCUCCAGUACCUCCGCAUCUGUCUUAUACGUUGCAGAUUCGAUUUUUGCAAGGGAAAUCGACAGUAUCGCGGUGUCAUCAAUACAGUUAUGGCUCACAGUGCAAAGGCCACGGCCUUAUAUUGCACAGACGAUGGCCUACCAACGCUUGUUAAAAAUCCUGUCAUGUAGUUUUUAAAAGAGUUGGUGAGAGAGCGCAGCCCUAACGCCGGAAGUGGCACCAAAAGCAUUUUAUAUCACCCCAGUGUCUAGUUAUCUAGUUCGUCCGGUCGUGCUGUGAAACGCGCCGACACUACUACUACUACUACUACUACUACUACUACUACUACUACUACUACUACUACUACUACUACUACUACUACUACUACUACUACUACUACUACUACUACUACUACUACUACUACUACUACUACUACUACUACUACUACUACUACUACUACUACUACUACUGCUACCACUACUACUACUACUACUACUACUACUACUACUACUACUACUACUAAUACUACUACUACUACUACUACUACUACUACUACUACUACCACCACCACCACCACAACCAUCAUCAUCAUCAUCAUCAUCAUCAUCAUCAUCAUCAUCAUCAUCAUCAUCAUCAUCAUCAUCAUCAUCAUCAUCAUCAUCAUCAUCAUCAUCAUCAUCAUCAUCAUCAUCAUCAUCAUCAUCAUCACCGCGAUUGUCGCCUAAAAGCCCCCCCCCCAAAGUGGCGUGAGUCAGCAAGCACCGUAUCGAAGAGUUAUCUGCGCUAAUAAAAGUUCAGAGCGACCUACUUCAUGUCAGACCUCCUCUUUUCUAGACACCGAUGCUUACCUGGUAGAGUACGCUUUUCGUUUGUUAUUUUAACAGUUCUCCACCUGCUCUUUCAGGUCUGGUUUGAGGCCGGCGUGAGCGAAGAUGCCCUCAACUGCCACUUCCAACUAAUGUAUCCCGGGCGAACACCGUGUUUUGAGUGCAUGCCUCCUCUGGUGGUCGCCUCGGGUCUGAACGACACUAAGGUGCUCAAGCGGGAUGGUGUAUGUGCUGCUUCACUGCCUACCACAAUGGCUAUCGUCGCCGGACUCAUGGUGCAAAACGUGCUGAAGUUCCUCCUGUCUUUCGGCGAGGCAAGAUUACACUUCCAUUUUGCCCUAUCAACCAGACUGUCUGUAGCCGCAUCUGAGGCAAUCAAACUCCAGUCGCCUGUAAUACGGGACCGGUGGUAAUAGGGGUUUUUACAGGUGGGGCCGGCGAACGCACAGGCGACGAGGUUAAGUAAUUGUAUACAAAAGAAAAGCCAUUAGGAAUGCUCGGUUGUACUUUGAGUGGUUGAGAAGUAGUUGCCCAACCCCUAACCAAUCCUAAUCUCAACAGUCUUCUGUCCAUUAGGUGCGGCUACAUAACCACAUCUUGCUCACACUUUUAAUAAGCUUCAGCACCAGUAACUCUUGCCACUUUUUGCAGGGCCGCCUAUUUUCCCUCUAUCAGCUGAAAAAUUACAGACAGAGCACAGCGGUCCUACUGGAUGACAGGCAUAGGUUCACGUAGGCAGCGCACUCACCGCCGCUCGUUUGAAAAUUGCGGACAGUUCUUCAUGCCUAGUGGGUUAUUUUUUCAACAUCGGGUGGGUCGGGAUCCACUUUGAGGUUGUACAGUCAUGCCAAGUACACUUUUUCCCUGUGAUGGGUCUUCCUCAUUGAUGAAUUUGGGACCCCGCUAUACGCAUCGAUGGACUUGGUGGGUGCUGUUGUUCAUGAAGCUAUGCCUUAGACAGCGGCAACAUCCCGAUGACCUUCAGUGAUCGGCUAAAUUGUGUGAACGCACACGGUACAUGUCUCUUCAACAGCGCAUCCUUUGGUUAGACCGAAAUACAACUGCACCUCCUGAGAUCAACCCCCCCCCCCGGCAUCACUUAAACGUUAUCGUCCAAUGCUGUUCAUGACGUGCACAUAUACAUACCGAGUAUUUCCUGCUUUAGCCCCACAUCGUCGAAUAUUACAAGUACAGCCGUUAGUCAUUAUGAUUGCAUUUUGUACCAUAUCGGUAGAGGACACUGCAUAAAUGCGGCGCGUUUUCUUUCGGCCUUUUGACGUACUUUGCCACCAAGAAAAUAAAAAAGGAGAACAUACUUUCACAUGUACCAUUUUCGGGAUAUAUUAUCGAACGUCGGCCGAACCAUCGUAGUCCAAGGAAAUGAAUAUGAUGAACAUAUAUUGUCUAAGAUACCAUUUUCAAGGUCGAUAGCCAAAUGCAGUCGUUUGUCCAACUCAUGUAAGGAGCAGCCAUGAAGGCGUAGUGGACUUCAGCAGCCGCCGGUGAGGUCUUAGCAGAUCUGUGCAAGGACGCACUGCUUACUCCCUCAAAGAGGCGGAGACCGCAAAAAAAGUCCCUAAUAAGGUGCUGAUUCACGCAGUCUGCACAACUGACCGUGGCUGCCGGACGCUAGACGACAGUUCGACCGCCGCUACCGCUACGACGUCCACCGCGUGUGUGUCCCACGGAGUUCUUACGGAACUCACUCGUUCCGUUGUGCCUUACGGGCUCUCUCUCGAGCCCAACCAGCAGCCGCACAGCGACGCAUGAUGUAGACAGUACGUUAUUACCGACAAAUGCAAGGGAGACUGGGAUUGCCAUUUCGUCGCUGAUUUUGCUAUUCCACACGAUUGUGCUUUCCAGGUACGCGAAGUGACCUGCAGCUGAAAGUCAAUAGUCGUUGACAGUUGCCGUCGGUUAUGUGUAGUAAACAGUUGCCGCCAGCCAGCGUGUUUAGCCGUUUAUUGCAUUUCAGUGAUUAAUCAAAAACUCGUGCAUUUGGAGGCGAAAAUGCCCAAACCUCCCUGCAUUUCCAUCUCAAGUGUUGUGUUCCAUGUACAUUUAGCAGUGGAUGGGAGGCUUUAGAAGUUUUAAUGAUUGCAUGCAUACGGCUAGUACCUUCGGUUCGAUAAUUGAUGCGAUAACUGAACGGCCCUCUUGCCAUCGCGUAGGAUAUAAGACCGAAGAGAUUUGGGACGAAAGCGCAACCCUGUUGCAUCCCAUUAGUGGCGACGAAUUGUUUUUAGGUGGACUCUUUGCCUGUGGUGGGCGCAUGGGGACAUUUUGUAGUUGCCCAAGUCCCCGAAAUUCCAUUAAUGCCAUCAUCGGUUUUGCAGUUUUUUUCGGCCGUGGUAGGUACCUGUCCGCCCUAUUUUCAGAGCCACUUGUCAGCAUCUAAUUCCUAUAGAUUGCCGAUCGCUCGUGCAAGACAAAUUUAUCUUUCCCCUCUUUCUUCACAGGUCUCUAGCUACUUUGGGUACGGUGCUGCCAAGGACACAGUCUACCGGGUUUCCCUAAGACCGAAUCCAUCCUGUGCUGACUCCUGGUGUCGCAAGCGACAGACUGAUCGACGAGUCCAACUGCUGUCUCGGGGUCUGCCGGAGGACUCUGACUGGGACGCGGAAUUGAAGAUAGCAGCUCGGGCAGAGGUCGAGCGCCUGCGAGCUGCCGCCGAGACCCAGCCUCUGCAUGCUGAAAAUGAGUUUCAGAUUGAAUUGGUGGAGGAGGGCGGUGAGGAAUCUGGCGCGGCCGUUGUGAUGCCCACUGGCGAUUUGGCUGCCUCUGCUAGCCCUGCUACGGCCGUCGAAGGGCCCGUAGUUAAUACCAACGAGGAGAGUCUGGAAGACCUCAUGAACCGUAUGAGGCAGCUCAAAUAA